AUGUCGCAGACAAUUGGCCUGACAAGGCUCGCCUACUCCCGAGUAUGGCACCAAAUCUCCGCCUCAACACCUCACCCAACCCUCACCACCCAGCCCAACGUGACUCCCCCCUCGCUGGGCCGCCUGGCAUCCCGAAUCGCCGUCCUGCUCAUGGGCAAGCACAAGCCCACGUUCGACCCCUCCACCGACUGCGGCGACUACGUCGUGGUGACAAACUGCGCCGCGCUGCACACCACGGGCAACAAGAUGUGGCGCAAGAACUACUACCGACACACGACGAGGCCCGGUAGCCUGAAGACGGUGACAAUGGACGUGCUGAUGGAGAAGCAUGGCGGCAGCGAGGUGCUGCGCAAGGCGGUUAGCGGGAUGUUGCCCAAGAAUAGGCUGCGGGACAAGAGGCUGGCGAGACUAAAGGCGUUUGAGGGCGAGGCGCAUCCGUAUAAGCAGAAUGUGAUACGGUUUGGAGGGAAGGUUGUUGGGUCGGAGGGGUGGCAGAAGGCGGUGGAGGCGAUACGGAAUACGGAUAAGGAUAGGUUAUGA
Trichoderma gamsii is the source of this 540-nucleotide messenger RNA. Its product is annotated as 60S ribosomal protein L23. The transcript is spliced from 2 exons. The record is from RefSeq and is a predicted model, not a curated record. The coding region runs from base 1 to 540 and encodes 179 amino acids. Gene Ontology annotation, cellular component: mitochondrial large ribosomal subunit; ribosome. Gene Ontology annotation, biological process: translation; negative regulation of translation. Gene Ontology annotation, molecular function: mRNA binding; structural constituent of ribosome. NCBI's taxonomy places the organism in Eukaryota, Fungi, Ascomycota, Sordariomycetes, Hypocreales, Hypocreaceae.